Talaromyces atroroseus is the source of this 1080-nucleotide messenger RNA. RefSeq lists its product as hypothetical. The transcript is spliced from 2 exons. Gene Ontology annotation, molecular function: hydrolase activity. The coding region runs from base 1 to 1080 and encodes 359 amino acids. The record is from RefSeq and is a predicted model, not a curated record. NCBI's taxonomy places the organism in Eukaryota, Fungi, Ascomycota, Eurotiomycetes, Eurotiales, Trichocomaceae.
AUGGCGUUUACUCGCGAGGAACGGCUCAAAUUAGCGGAUAUUGAUCCUGAGCUCGCUGAGACACUAAAAAAAAUAACCAUCCCCCCAAUCCCCGAAGAUGCCAACCCAGACGCAGUCAUCGCUCGCGUACGCGCAUACAUGAAAGCCCAACACAAAGCUCCAGACCCAGACAGUGGCGUCACCGAGCAGGACAUAUUCUACCCUGCGCGGGACGGGCAUCAACUACGCGCACGAGUCUUCCAGCCAUCUGAAGCACCAGCCGCAUCAUCCCCGGCUCCCCUACUAGUAUAUUUCCACGGCGGUGGAUGGACCAUCGGAUCCCCUGAAGACACCGCACCAAGCUGUCGCCGCCUAGUGCAAAACCUGGGCGUAGUCUGCAUCGCGCCUAAAUACCGACUGGCUCCCGAACAUCCGUUUCCGGCUGGGAUCAAUGAUGCAUGGGAUGCGAUACGAUGGAUUGCAGCAAACGCCGAGUCCGUGCUAUCAUCAUCAUCAUCUUCUUCUUCUCUGCCAUUUCCUGUGUCGUUAUCGCGCGGCUUCCUCGUCGGCGGCUCCUCUGCUGGAGCCAAUCUAGCAGCUGUCCUGGCCCAUCUUGCGCGCGAUGAUGGCGCAGAAACCCUCAAGCAGCCUAUUACAGGCUCCUUCCUUCUAUCACCCAUGAUAAUGCCCCCGGAGACCGUCAACACACUCCCCGCAGACUGGAAAUAUAAAGAAAUCUACCUCUCACGCACGCAGGACGCAUGCAAGAAAGACCCCAUCCUUUCACCGGUUUUGCAAAAGAUUUUCUAUACGUCGGUAAACGGUGACCCUCGCUCACCCCUAUUCGCGCCCUAUAUAUGGCCAACGGGCCAUGCAAACUUGCCGCGAACGUAUCUCCAGGUGUGCGGAAUGGAUGUGUUGCGCGAUGAAGAGCUUAUUUAUGAGCAGGUGCUGAGGGAGGAGAAUGGUGUUGAGACGCGGUUUGAUAUCUACCCGGGUAUGCCGCAUACGUUUUGGAAUAUGUUUCCGAUGUUGACACAGGGGAAGAAGGCAGCGAAAGAUCUGGAGGAAGGGGUGAGGUGGUUGUUAAGGACUGAAUGA